AUGAACAGAUCACUAUCCACAAGCGCUUUUAUAAAUGCCCAUCCUGACAACCUGUUAAUCUCCUCAGAUCGGCGUUCCACGAGGACUACAUCUUUCAUAAGCAUCUCUGACAUCGAAGCCUUGCACGGAGGAAACGGAGAUGAGUCUCAGUCUAACUCCAGUGUUGGCACAUCGUCUAGACCCUCAUUUUCCAGAGACAUAUCAAGGCGGCGAAGCUCAAAUUUCAUUCGCACAUUGAAGUCCAAGAAGCUUCUGAAUGCCAUAAAAGACCAAGACAUCCAGGAAGAAGAGCGGUCACCAUCUCCAUCAUCAGACGAUGUCUUGUUACCACAUGACGUUACCACCUACACAAUUUCCAACAAGUUCCCGUUACCAGUGGAAAUCCUCAACACAAUCAUCGAAAACGUCUAUUAUAACAGUGUGGAGAACGUUCAGUCUAUUACCUCCAACUUGGAAGAGUUCUCCAAGUCCAUCGUCCCAGUAUGCAAGAUGUUCAACAUUCUUUCCUCCAGACUAUUGUACAGAUAUUCAGUAUUCACUAGGUCCAAUUCGUUUGACAAAUUCCUGAAGAAUUUAAAUAAAGACCACUUUUUAGGGUUGAACGUUGAGUUUCUAGACUUUAUGGAGUUUACUUCAAUUGGACUGGGAAGGACGGGACGAAUGAACGAAGAAAUUCAAAUGGUCACCUCAUCCACAAUAUUAAACUGUCUACAGCUAACGCCUAAUCUAAUCGAAUUUUUGGGAAGCGAAUCUAUUGAAGGUGAUAUUGAUAAACGGAUUCUCUCGCAGUUAUUUAAUAAUUUACUCUAUUUAACCACUAUUGAUUUCUGUGGGUCAACAGGCGACAAUUUCGUGAAUGCCUUCAAAGAAUUCACCAUUAAUAGAGAUGUUAUCCCUAAUAUCACCAAAAUUGGGUUCCACGACUGCAUUGAGCUUCCAUUGCAAGUUUUCCAAACAUUUCUGCCUGCCCUUGUCAAUUUGACCAGAUUGGAUCUGACCCAUACUCAAAUAACAGGCAGAUUUUUGUCUGACAACCUCCCACCGUCAGCAAGGUUGACUCAUUUAUCUCUUUCAAGAUGUAACCAGAUUACCGCCGUUGAGCUCAUGGACUUUUUACUCUACCACGAAUCAAUCACUAACGGGUCUUUGAAAUGGCUAUCUCUUCAAUGUGACUCGUCUAUCGUCUCCAUCCUCAACGAGCACCAGUUGAGUCAUCUUUUAACCAACAUGAACGCUCCAAACUUGAUGUACUUGAACUUAGGUGGUUACUCUGUGAAAAAGAAGCAUUUAGACAUCAUCAAAAACAAGUUUAUCAACCUCAAGUCUUUAAUUUUGGCUCACUCACAGCUAACGAUUGACGAACUUUACGAAUAUCUCUCGCCAAAGCAUAAGCAAACGAACGCGAGAUUCUUCAUCCAGGGACUCGACCAAUACACCCAUAAUUAUCCCACAGAAACAGAGGAGGAAACUGAUGAAGCUAACGAAUCAGAUGAACCAGAACAGCAACUUAAAUUUAUCGACCUUACAGGUAACAAAAAUGUCACUAGAUGGUCGAUUGACAACCCAAAAAUACUUAACGCAUCCACUUCCCUGCUUGCUAUUGAGCUGGACCAAACAAUAGUAGAAGAUAUUGGAUAUGGACCAGAAGGGAAACUCACAAUGAACCAAGAUAUUUGGAAAACCUAUGACUCACAGGGACGUCGUAGUUGGCUCUUUAAGCUAUCACCGGAAGAAGUUGAGAGGGAACGUAGAGGAGAUCAUGUGGACUAUUACAACACCUUAACCUACUACGAUACAACGACAGGUAAGAAACGUACGAAGAAAGCAAAGCCUCCAUUUUUCCUCAGGUUUGCCGCUAAGAAGAUCAACCUUUCGAUUGGCCCAUUUGCCACCCUUUAUGAGGAUGAGAAGGUUUUUCCAGUCGACUUCAGUGAGAGAGGAAUCUAUAAGUACUACUCGUUAAACAGAUAA
Komagataella phaffii GS115 is the source of this 1971-nucleotide messenger RNA. RefSeq lists its product as uncharacterized. The record is from RefSeq and is a predicted model, not a curated record. The transcript has a single exon. NCBI's taxonomy places the organism in Eukaryota, Fungi, Ascomycota, Pichiomycetes, Pichiales, Pichiaceae. Bases 1 to 1971 code for a protein of 656 amino acids.